Molecule: messenger RNA, 555 nt
Organism: Perkinsus marinus ATCC 50983
Lineage: Eukaryota; Perkinsozoa; Perkinsida; Perkinsidae
Exons: 7
Coding region: 1-555 (184 amino acids)
Source: RefSeq, a predicted model, not a curated record
AUGACAGCCGAGAGGAAAACUCAGAAGGAGUGGAGUCAAUUACCGCAGGAAGCGUGCGUCAUCGGCCUCAUCGACUCUCAAACAGAAGAAGAAAUCGCAACAAGGGUCGACAGUGCAUCGCAGCUCUUUGAUGACCUCCGAAGUGCUGUGGCCUCGCAUGCUGAGAAAUGCGAGCUUACGCAUGAGGCGGUGAUAGCAGCGGUGACACGAUUUGAGAGUCUUGAGUGUCGAUUGAUCAGACGCCGACAGAGGACGUUACAUGGCAGGAGCGAACUCAGUCGAUUACAACAGGAACUGAAGAGGUCUGUGUUGGGGUACCGGGGAGAAGAGCUGGAUGCUAUGGCACCUGAGGAGGUUGAAGCGAUUGCGGAUAAGCUUGCUACUGCGUUGUCGAAGGCCACAGUUAGACAGGCGGCACUGGGGGGCGUGUCCCACGUUGGAUCGUCUAAAACGGUCGAUAAAGAUAUGCGGGAGGUGAACAGGUUGUCAUCGCUAUCGGACGAUGGAAGCAAUGAUGGUAGCGAAAUAGAGGAGGAGGAUGGAGCACAGGUGUAA